ACCCUCCAUCCUGCCAUGAGUUCUGGCUGCAGCAGAGGAGCAGAAGGAGCUCAGGCUGGAGACAUCCACCACCCCUGCACACUGGGUCCUGGAGGCUGCAGGCAGGCAGUAGACUAUUGCUGAAGAAUUGAGGGGCAGGAGGGGAAGGUGCUCAGUACAGGUGAAUGGUCUCCACUGGGGGUGAUAGUGCAAGGAUGAUGAGUGCAGUCAUACUCAGAACUAUUAUAUCUGUGCUUUCCUGGAGCAGCCACUGAUGUCUAGGAGCUGAUUGUGUAGGUGCAUUACCUGUAUCUACACAGUGAGAGGGACUGCACCGUGUAUAUAUAGGGGCUUUGUAGUGUUAUAUGGACAUCGGUGCAUAUAUAUGGGUCUAGGCAGUGUAUGUAUAGGGGACAUAUACGUGCUAUAGAGGACGCUGCUGUGUCUGGGGUCAGGGCAUGGUGUAUAUAGAUGCCUGUAUGUAGGGUCUGUGCCCGGUGAGGGGGGUCUGUGGUGUCUGUAGUCCAUCCUUGCAGCCUAUUCACACUCUGGUCUGGCUGUGGCAGGGAUACUGUGCACAGUGUGUGGGGGGCUCCGACACAGGAGGGUCGUAUAGCAGAGGAUCAGGAUAUACAGACUGGGGGACCCCUGGGAACCUUACAAUUCUGGCUGUGCAGGUCCUGAGGACAUGGCAGCAGUGCUGGGCAGGUGUACAUGUCGGACUCCUCGUCUAAGGGCAAUGGCUUUCACAUGACAAGACGUUGAGGUUCCCUACAGACUGCAAUGGCGAAAACCACAGUGGAGACAUCACCAGUACAGCAACAGCCUCCCCUCCACUUCUGCCACUGUAGAAAUGAGGCCGUGGGCCUCCACCAACCAUAGCAGGGACAGAAGUUAUCAGCUUUCACAGCCUCUGCCUGACAUUGUGCUUCAUGCCACACGUUCUCCUCAUCCUUCUUCUGAUCCCAGACACCAGAAAGGAGAAGGAUGAAUCACUACAUCUGCUGCCUGCUGCUGCUGAGCUUUGUGCUGGACACGUCCACCUACGGACCGAACACCAGAGCCCAGAAGAAGGGAGACAUCAUCCUUGGUGGCCUCUUCCCCAUUCAUUUCGGAGUCAAUUCUAAAGAUGAGAUCUUGGAGUCAAGACCAGAAUCCCUCGAAUGUACCAGAUACAACUUCCGCGGGUUCCGAUGGUUACAGGCCAUGAUAUUCGCAAUUGAAGAAAUUAACAACUCCACCGCCCUGUUACCGAAUAUCACCCUGGGCUAUCGGAUCUUUGACACCUGUAACACCGUGUCCAAGGCGCUGGAGGCCACACUCAGCUUCGUGGCCCAGAACAAGAUCGACUCCCUCAAUCUGGACGACUUCUGUAACUGUUCAGAACACAUGCCCUCCACCAUCGCUGUGGUGGGCGCCACCGGCUCCGGAAUAUCUACCGCAGUAGCCAAUCUGCUGGGACUUUUCCAUAUACCUCAGGUUAGUUAUGCUUCCUCUAGUCGACUGCUAAGCAACAAAAAUCAGUACAAAUCUUUUUUGAGGACCAUGCCCAAUGAUGAGCAACAAGCCACGGCGAUGGCCGACAUCAUUGAGUAUUUCCAGUGGAAUUGGGUGGGAACCAUUGCUGCAGACGAUGACUAUGGACGCCCGGGGAUUGAGAAGUUUAGAGAAGAAGCAGAAGAGCGAGACAUCUGCAUAGACUUCAGUGAGCUCAUCUCGCAGUAUUCACCCAUUGAGGAGAUUGAAAAAGUGGUUAACAUGAUCCAGAACUCGACAGCUAAAGUCAUUGUGGUCUUCUCCAGUGGACCUGACCUUGAACCCCUCAUCAAGGAGAUUGUCAAGCGCAACGUCACGGGGCGCAUCUGGCUGGCCAGCGAAGCCUGGGCCAGCUCCUCACUGAUCGCCAUCCCGGAGUACUUCCACGUCAUUGGAGGUACCAUCGGCUUUGCCUUGCGAGCAGGACGGAUUCCUGGGUUUCGUGAAUUUUUGCACAAAGUGCAUCCCAAAAUGUCCAACAGCAAUGGUUUUCUCAAAGAAUUCUGGGAGGAAACGUUUAACUGUUACAUGCCCGAUGGAUUGAAGAAGAACAGUAACACCACAGCUUGUACGGGGCAGGAGAACAUCACCAGCGUGGAGACGCCCUACCUGGAUUUUACUCAUUUACGGAUAUCGUAUAAUGUGUAUUUAGCCGUGUACUCCAUCGCCCAUGCACUGCAAGACAUAUACAUGUGCACGCCCGGAAAAGGGCUCUUCACCAAUGGGUCAUGUGCAGAUAUAAAGAAGGUGGAAGCCUGGCAGGUCUUGAAACAUCUGCGGCACCUCAAUUUCACCAAUAAUAUUGGGGAGCAGGUAGAUUUUAAUGAUUUCGGGGACCUGAUGGGGAAUUACACCAUCAUUAACUGGCACCUGACAAAGGAGGAUGGUUCAGAUGAAGUUGUCUUCGAAGACAUUGGCCAAUAUAACGUCUACGCCAAGAAAGGCGAACGUCUGUUCAUCAAUGAGAGCAAAAUCUUAUGGAGCGGAUUCUCCAGAGAGGUUCCUUUUUCAAACUGCAGCAGAAUCUGCCAGGAAGGCACCAGGAAAGGCAUCAUUGAAGGAGAGCCCACCUGCUGCUUCAGCUGUGAGGACUGUCCAGAUGGGGAGUACUCGGAUGAGACAGAUGCGAGUGCCUGUGAGAAAUGUGCCACAGAUUACUGGUCCAAUGAAAACCACACGUCCUGCAUCGCCAAAGAGAUAGAGUUCCUGUCUUGGACAGAGCCCUUUGGAAUAGCCCUGACACUGUUCGCCAUCCAGGGGAUAUGCCUGACGUCCUUCGUCUUCAGUGUUUUCAUCAAAUUCCGCAACACUCCCAUCGUCAAGGCCACCAACCGAGAGCUGUCAUAUCUCCUCCUGUUCUCCCUGCUGUGUUGCUUCUCUAGUUCUUUGUUUUUCAUUGGAGAACCCGAGGACUGGACUUGUCAGUUACGGCAGCCGGCAUUUGGUAUUAGCUUUGUCCUUUGUAUUUCGUGCAUCUUGGUGAAGACCAACCGUAUCUUGCUUGUCUUCGAAGCCAAAAUCCCCACCAGCUUUCAGCGGAAAUGGUGGGGCCUGAACCUCCAGUUUCUUCUUGUGUUCCUUUGUACCUUUGUUCAAAUUGUGACUUGUAUUAUCUGGCUUUACAGUGCACCCCCGAAGAGUGCUAAAAAUCACGAAGACGAGAUCAUUUUUGUCAUAUGUAAUGAGGGAUCAUUGAUGGCUCUUGGUUUCUUGAUCAGCUACAUUUGCUUACUUGCCGCAAUUUGCUUUUUCUUUGCCUUCAAAGCCAGAAAACUGCCGGAAAAUUUCAAUGAAGCAAAGUUUAUCACUUUCAGCAUGCUCAUAUUCUUCAUUGUCUGGAUCUCCUUCAUUCCGGCUUAUGUAAGCACCUAUGGGAAAUAUGUGUCAGCUGUUGAGGUCAUUGCCAUCCUGGCUUCCAGUUUUGGCUUGCUGACUUGCAUUUUCUUCAAUAAGGUCUAUAUCAUUUUGUUCAAACCAUCUAGGAACACCAUUGAAGAGGUUCGAUGCAGCACGGUAGCCCAUGCAUUCAAAGUUGCAGCCAGAGCCACCCUGAGACGCAGCAAUGUUUCCCACAAAAGGUCUAACAGCUUGGGAGGCUCAUCAGGUUCCACUCCAUCAUCUUCCAUCAGCAGCAAAAGCAACCACGAUGCACAUGUCGUAGCAGCGGAGCGAGCCAGGAGCUGCAAGCAGAAGGUGAACAUUGGGAGUGGAACCGUCACUUUGUCUCUCAGCUUUGAGGAACCUUCGAAAAAUUCUGUGUCCAACAAGGCUAUGAAACCCAAAAGAGAGGAGGCAAAGAACAGUGAUGACAGCUUGAUGAGACACAAGGCUUUGCUCCCAUUGCAAAACAGUGAUGCCGGCAGCGAAUCCAGCUUUAGAACAGCCUCCAACAUUGACGAGUCUGAGGCACAGGGUUAUACCGGUCAAGGCAACACAGACAAAUCUAGCAUGGCAGCUUCAACAAUUCAGGAGGAUAGGCAUGAUGUUGAUGGAUCCAUCAAAGAAAACAUGAUAAACUCCUAAUAAAUCUCUUGAGAUGGCAGUAAAUUUUAACGUCAGUCCAGACCUUAUGACAGUGUUGAUCAAAGACUUCUUUCUUCUGGAAGACAAAGGACUGUUCUUCAAAGAAUUGGUGGACCUUUAUUCUUCUGAAAGAUGAAAGACAGUUCUUCAAAUCGUUGGUGGAACUUUUUCCUCUAGAGGACUAAGGACAGUUCUUCAAAGCAUUGGUGGAACUUUCUUCUGGAAGACGAAGGACAGUCCUUCAAAGUGUUGGUGGAUCCUAAGAGGGAACAUGCACCAAAUUUACUGGAGACUUCUCUCUCCAUUUGUGUAUUACUGUUAAAUGAACUUAUAGGAUUAGUCACUUGUAUCUUGUUUUGGUGAACUCGCAUAUCCUUCCUACUGCCAAUAUGUAACUGCAUAAUGUAUCUAAGCCAUGAUUCCAUUGUAGGAGAAGUAUUCUCCUGUACCAGUUACUAUAAUUGUGUUCCCUGUUCUUGUUGGUGGGUCCCAUGCAGAUCUUUUUGAAAAUUCAAAGUAAGAUGUAUGUGUAGACCUCUUUAGUCACAUCAUGCGUAUGAUAAUCUAUUAAUCACAUAGGGUAUUUCUAUGCUAAUUUAUUGGUUUGUACAUUUAAUGGUGGCAUAGUGGUCAGUAUUGUUACCGUGCAGCACUAGGGUGAAUUCCAGGACGCCUUCUGCAUGGAAUGUGUAUGUAAAUCUUUCAUACUGGUUUCGUCUUGACCAACCCUAAAAAGGAAUCAUAAAAGUAAACAAAUCAAUCCCCAGCUUGUUCUGCAUGAUCCUAACACACACUCUUGUAGAAAUCCUGCAGAGAACGUGGGGUUAAUCACCUGCUGGUCUUUUCCAUUUUCAGUUGAGGGUGAGGCUUAGCCAAGAAGGCUGGGGCUUAACCAUCUUUGUGUCUUUCUGCAGAGGGGGGAGGUUCCUGCUGCAGCCAGUUGUCCUACAACCAGGCACAGGACAGUAAGGAGCAGGAGGAGGGACGUGGCUGAGCUUCUGCAAAACAGAGAGAAAAUUACUUCAUAGAUUUCUCAGUUUUAAUAGUAUUAGGAGAUGCAUUUUAACAGGGGCCCCACCCCAUAGUAAUCUUCAAUCCUUUGGGUAAAUCUUGGCAUAACAAUGAGAGAGACCUAGCGGCUCAAAUGUAGCCGAUUGGAUGUUCAUGGAAUCGUUUGUGCAAGUGAUCGGACCAGCUAGACCUAUCAGCCAGUUUAGGUUAAAAAAAAAAUACACACAGAGCUUUCGAAAAACUAGCUGGUGAUCAUGUCAUGCACUUGAUAAAAUUGUCCGAAUAGAGGGAUCACAUUUUCAAAAGCUGUAAGACUGCUUUAAAGCCAAUCAUUUGGGUUGAAUUAAAAAAAAAAAACUUUUAGGCCAUUUGAGCCAACUUUUUAUCUGAUGUGUGUGGGCAGCUUAAGAGCAUCCAUCGAUGUUAGGUCUGUCUCUGUACACCUGUACCCAAUUGUUUUUUGAGGAACCAAAUCUGCAUCUGAACGUCUUACUGUAGACCCUACAAGGCUGAAGCUGCCUGUGUUGAUGUGGCUUUUCUUAUUGUGUGACAGUGUUGUAUGAAUAUUACUGUUCUAGAUCUCGUCCCUCAGUAACACUUCCUGGAGACCCCCUUAAAUCUCCUCCUUGUUUUAGAGCAGCUACGUGACAUCAUUUAAUAAA
Messenger RNA from Bufo gargarizans (Asiatic toad), 5711 nucleotides. RefSeq names its product calcium sensing receptor (gene CASR). Gene Ontology annotation, biological process: detection of calcium ion; intracellular calcium ion homeostasis; G protein-coupled receptor signaling pathway. Gene Ontology annotation, molecular function: calcium ion binding; G protein-coupled receptor activity. NCBI's taxonomy places the organism in Eukaryota, Metazoa, Chordata, Amphibia, Anura, Bufonidae. The transcript is spliced from 8 exons. Gene Ontology annotation, cellular component: membrane. The record is from RefSeq and is a predicted model, not a curated record. The coding region runs from base 967 to 4038 and encodes 1023 amino acids.